Molecule: messenger RNA, 4132 nt
Organism: Pygocentrus nattereri (red-bellied piranha)
Lineage: Eukaryota; Metazoa; Chordata; Actinopteri; Characiformes; Serrasalmidae
Product: adenosine receptor A1
Exons: 2
Coding region: 205-1260 (351 amino acids)
Biological process (GO): G protein-coupled adenosine receptor signaling pathway
Cellular component (GO): synapse; membrane; dendrite
Molecular function (GO): G protein-coupled adenosine receptor activity
Source: RefSeq, a predicted model, not a curated record
AGAUAGAAGCUUAAAGUCACAGUGAGCAGCUUGGCAAACUUCACCUGAUCCUCACAUGGCAGCCAGAGAGCCAGCGUGGGCUGGAAAAGCUGGAUUCUUUUCGCUCAUCGAAUCCAAGAGACCAAGAAGAAAAGAUUAGAAGCAGAAUGGGAAUGUUGCUACAGAUGUGCGUGAAAAGAGAGAGGGAAGGCUAGAGGAAAGAGAAUGUCUUCUGUUUCACAGAAGGAGAGACCUAGUACCUCUGAGGUACAGGGACCUGUGGUCAACAUAACGGAGAUGCCAUCCUCUCCAGGGAUAGAGCACUGGGAGCAUGUGGACAUGAUGUACAUCUCCAUCGAGGGCACCAUCGCUCUGGCUUCAGUGGUGGGGAAUGUGCUUGUAAUUCUAGUGGUGAGCCUUAACCGGGCACUCAGGGACCCUACCUUCUGCUUCAUCGUGUCUUUGGCGCUUGCAGACAUCACUGUGGGUGCCCUGGUCAUCCCGCUGGCAGUGUUCAUCAGCCUGGGGCUGAAGACAUCGUUCUAUACCUGCCUCUUCCUCUCCUGUCUGCUUCUCAUGAUUACCCAAAGCUCCAUCCUCUCCCUGUUGGCCAUUGCCAUUGACCGCUACCUGCGCAUCAAAAUUCCCACCAGGUAUAGCAUCAUUGUAACGCAGCGGCGAGCAUGGGUAGCAGUGGGCUUGUGCUGGCUGAGCUCUGUUAUUACCGGAUUGGUUCCAAUGUUUGGAUGGCACCAAACCCUGAAUGACAGCAGCACAUCACCAAUCGAGUGCCAGUUCACCUCUGUCAUAUGCAUGGACUACAUGGUGUACUUCAACUUCUUUGGCUGGGUGGUGGUCCCCCUCACCAUCAUGACUGGGUUGUACAUAGAGAUCUUUCGCGUUAUUCGACGGCAGCUAAACCGCCGCGCAGAGGCUUCCAGCGACUCCAGCAAAUAUUACCACAAAGAGCUCAAGUUAGCCAAGUCAUUAGCGCUGGUGCUCUUUCUGUUCGCCCUCUGCUGGCUGCCAAUUCACAUAAUGAACUGUAUCACAUACUUUUGCCCCAAAUGUGGCUUGCCAAAAAGUGCUAUAUAUGUGGGCAUCUUCAUGUCCCAUGUCAACUCUGCCCUCAAUCCACUGGUGUAUGCAUUCCGGAUCCAGCGCUUCAGGGCCACACUGGUUCAGAUUGUCCAGCGCUGCAUGCUCUGUAAAACUCAUGACCCCAGUCCAUAUCCAUCUGGCCCUCUGCCUAUUACUGAGAAAACUGUUGGCAACCUGUAGCACUGCCAUCUAAUUCUUGCUAAAGUGGACAACUGUUAGUCUGCAGAGCUAGAAUACAGACACAGAGUGCCAAAGCCUAAAAAUAGUUACUUAAACAAGCAAACUUAUUCAAACAAAAUUUAGGCCAACUUGAUGCAUCAUGCCAUAGCAAACUGAGCUUUUUGACAAUGGGAUCAACUGCCUUACAGGAGAAUUCCAGUGUUGUUUCAAAAUAUCCCCACAGUUCCAUCAUUCAGAUGUCAAAAGUGAUUAGAUGUGAAAUGACUCAUUGUAGAGAAGCCUAUACAAUGAUAAUUUCUUUACUGUGAGGGUGAUAGGAACCAGGGGUCACAAAGUCUACAACACAAAUAUAGCUAUUCUAUUUACAGUCCAUAAUGAGUUUUCAAAUGUUGAUAUUGAAAAAUAGUGGUAAAUUGUAAGAAAUACAAAAUUAUUGGGACACUCCUCCUCCUUAUUAAGUUGAGGUGUUUCAGGCACAUGCAUUGCCAAGAGGGGGAUAAAGUUAAGCACAUAUCCUUGCAGUCUCAAUAGACAAACGUUGGCAGUAGAAUGGGUGAAUACUGAAAAGCUCAGUGACUUUAAACAUGGAACUGUCAUAGGUUGCCACCUCUGCCACAAGUCAAUUUGAAAUGUCCUGCCAGAUCUUCCCCUGUCAACUGUAAGUACUAUUAUCCCAUCACGCUUCUCCAUUUGUCAGGCUGAUGGACGAGUCUGAGUUUGGCGAAUGUCAGGAGAACACCUGACUGCAUGAUGCCAACUGUAAAGUUUGGUAGAGGAGGGAUGAAGCUAUGGGGUUCUUUUUCAGGGGUUGAACUAGACCCCUUAGUUCCAGUGAAGGGAAAUCUUAAUGCUUCAGCAGACCAAGACAUUUUGGAGCUAUAUGCUUCCAACUUUGUGGGAACAGUUUGGGCAAGAACCUUUUCUGUUCCAGCAUGUCUGAGUCCCAGGGCUCAAAGCAAGGUCCAUAUAGGCAUAGCUGGGUGAGUUUGGUGUGGAAGAACUUGACUGACCCACACAGAGCCCUGACCUCAUCAAACACCUAGGACGAACUAGAGCUGAGAUUGUGAGUCAGGUCUUCUCAUCCAACAUCAGUGUCUGACCUCACAAAUGCUCUUCUGGAUGAAUGGGCAAAAUUUCCACAGACAUACUCCAACAUCUUUUAGAAAGCGUCUCAGAAGAGUUGAAGCUGUUAUAGUGGCAAAGGGAGAACCAACUCUGUAUUAAUGCCUAUGGAUUUAGAAUGGGAUGUUAUAAAGGCUCAUGUAGGUGUGAUGUGUAAGUGUCCCAAUACUUUUGUCUGUAUAGUGUACCUCUCUCCCGUGGAUCAUUUUAGUUUAAUAAAAAAUAGGGUUAAGGCUCCAGCCUUGUUACAGAAGUACUCUAAAACAACGUCUACCAGGCAUCACCUGAUAUUUUUGUAAUAAUUUUCGUGUAAUAACUUUCUGUAACGGAGCUUUUAUAGGCAUUAAACACUUUGGACAACUGGUUUCUAUUAUCACCACCGUGAAAAGAAAUGAUUCUGUAAGUUUCUCAAGAAUGAAGCAUUUCACAUCAAACCACUCUGAGUUAUUUUAUUAUCUCAGUGAUUUAAUUAUACAGACAUUAAUGAAAAUUUCAGCAUUCAGAAGUAACUUCACUGACUUCAGAUAUGAAAGUCUGUUUUUUAUCUGAAGAAGCUUGAAACAAAGGCAUAUCAAUGCGUCUUGUGGUUACUAAGCUAGCUUCCUGCUCCCAGUGCCAUGGAAUAAAAACACAAGAGGUAAUGUCCAGAGCUCCAUCUACAGCCCCUUCAGAUAUUACUAACCUGCUGCUUUUCUGAUGCUGGUAAGCAUGCUCAUAUGCAAGACAAGGCAUUAUUUGAGAGUAUUUCUGAGGAGCCAGUGAUAGAAAGGCAUUAUGAGGAGUGAAAAUGGAAUAAACACAUUAAAUUGAUGCACUUAUUUGGGAAUGUAUGUUUUUGUUUCUUUACAGACUCCCUAACUAAGAGUUUACAGUAGUAGAGUCAUUCUUUAAGUCAGACAUGUCAAACUGGGGACCCUCCAGGACAAAGUGCUGCUGUGAUUAGCAUUUACCCUCAUCUGCGCUCUGAAUUCAGUUUGUGAAGGCCUUGCUAAUUAGCUGAUGAGUUGAAUCAGGUGUGUUUAAUGAGGUACUGUGCUGAAGUUUGCAGUGUUUUGGCCUGUGAGGGUUGGAUCAUGACACAUGUCUUUUAAGUUGUCUCUGUUAAAGAUCUAUGUUUCAAUUUCUGCAUGGAUAAAAUGUUAAGAUGUAAAGUCAGUUAGAGUGUUCACAGUGGUGGUAAUGAAACAGGCAUCUGUAGCAUUUAAUUUCUCUGAAAGGCACCUCAGAAAAAGUAGUAGUAGUAGUAAUUGUAGUAGUGUAAGAUCACUGGUGGUUUUGGAUAGUAAGUUCCUUUACCAUGAACUUUCAAGAUAAAAUUAUGUGGAAAUAUACAUGUAGUAGAAUUUCCCUUUAAUUCACUUGCUUCUAGUAUACUUUUUAGGCCAAACUUGGAUGCAAUCAUUUCCACCCACUGGGCUCUGUCAGUACCCUAAGGGUUGAUUUGGAUUAAGCACUUAGUCUUGAACUAAUGGUGGUUUUUCAACAUUAUAAAUUCUUUUUAGCAUAAGAUACGGCUUAUUCUGGGUUUGGGAAACUGGCCUUACAGUUUAGUUAAAACUGCACUGUAAUAUACCCAAAUAUUUUCUAAAUUUUAUAUAUACACUCACUAGCCACUUUAUUUCUCCUUGCUAGUAGAAGGUUGGUUUGCCUUCAGAACUGCCUUUAUUCUUCAUGGCACACUUUCAACAAGGUGUUGGAAACGUUCCUCAGAGAUUUUGGUUGGUUAUUUGAGUUCCUCUUGCCUUUCUAU